AUGGCAACCCUAAUUUCUUCCAAAUUACCAUCCCCUUCAGAAGAAGUUGUUGAUGAAUCAAACCAACCCAAAUCAGAUUUAGAUUUUAAUCUCUUGUUUAACCAAAAGAUUGCUGCUAAUGAAGAUCAUUCAAUUAGUGGUGGUGCUGAAGAAGUUGAACUCAAACUCUUUAGCAGAAAGCAACCCAGAAAAAGAGGUUUCUCAUGCAACUUCUGCAACAAAAUUUUUCCCACGUCACAAGCCCUGGGAGGACAUCAAAACGCGCAUAAACAAGAGCGGGCAAUUGCAAAACGACGUAAGGAUCAGACGGAGAUGGGAUUGGAGACUCUAGGUCAUCGUUUCUCUUAUUAUCCUUAUAGUAAUUCAAGUUUUACUCGUCAUCAGAUCCCUGUUUAUGGAUCUUACAAUAAUAGAUCAUCACCACUUGGGGUCAGUGUGCACUCUCAUAUGAUUCGAAAGCCCGCCGUGGCUGCUUUUCCGUUGGUGUCACUCCGAGAUCGGUUUGGUCAUGGCGAAGGCUUGAUGAAUUCAUCAAGGCUAGCUAAUUAUUAUGAUGACAAACUCAGGCUAUUGCAGCAGGCUCACAAGAGUCCAUUACAAAGUGAUCGUGAUCAAGAUGAUUCACUAGGACUAGAUUUAUCUCUUAAGCUUUAG
Pistacia vera is the source of this 654-nucleotide messenger RNA. Its product is annotated as zinc finger protein 3-like. The transcript has a single exon. NCBI's taxonomy places the organism in Eukaryota, Viridiplantae, Streptophyta, Magnoliopsida, Sapindales, Anacardiaceae. Gene Ontology annotation, biological process: negative regulation of abscisic acid-activated signaling pathway. The record is from RefSeq and is a predicted model, not a curated record. The coding region runs from base 1 to 654 and encodes 217 amino acids.